Messenger RNA from Pleurotus ostreatus (oyster mushroom), 942 nucleotides. RefSeq lists its product as uncharacterized. The record is from RefSeq and is a predicted model, not a curated record. The coding region runs from base 1 to 942 and encodes 313 amino acids. Gene Ontology annotation, cellular component: meiotic nuclear membrane microtubule tethering complex; nuclear envelope. The transcript has a single exon. Lineage: Eukaryota; Fungi; Basidiomycota; Agaricomycetes; Agaricales; Pleurotaceae. Gene Ontology annotation, biological process: nuclear envelope organization. Gene Ontology annotation, molecular function: protein-membrane adaptor activity.
AUGUCACACCACGAUUUUCCCUACUCUUCCCAUAGAUUUCGUUUCGCGUCUAACGCAGAGUACGCAAUUUCUCCGCCUGCUCUCAGACGAGGUGCCUGGCUCAAGCGUCCUGUGGUUGCAUUCACGUUGGGCAUCUUGACAGCCUUACUCGGGAAGCAGUCCGUUGUCCAUGCCUCAACUAUCAUCGAUGCAUACCUUACACCACAUAUUUCCUCUGGCCAAAUGCCCAUAGACGCCACAUUCGCUGUCCUUACUUCUAUCACUGACCGCCUACUCGCGAAUGCUACACCCGCCUCCGUCCCUCCUCGCAACCUUGCUCUAUUUGGUGGCGGCGCUCGAGUUAACUCUCUUCUCACUUCUGCUACCUACAAUCCUCACGCACAUGGUUCAGUAGGCCCACUACGGAGAGGCCUUCGCUGGGUUCGAGACACGAUGCUCGGUGUCGAAUUUUCUCGACUGCACAUGAGUCGUCCCAGGGAUGCUCUCAGCGAGAAUAUGGAACUUGGAAGGUGUUGGGAAUUCGAGGGUCCCACGGGUCACAUAGCCAUUGAAUUGCCAGAGGUCGUCACCAUAACCGACGCCAGUGUGGCUUACAUCCCUGCUCCCCUCCUCUCGCAGGUUGCUGUAGGCCGUGCGCCGCGCAGAGUAACCAUGUGGGGCCUGGCCGACAACACGACUGCUCAGCAUUUUACCGAGUCCCACGCGCCGUCCCUUUUUACAGCGAAUCACCGGAACCCUCCUGGUAUGCACUACACCGAUAGGUUCGUCAAGCUUGGAGGGUUCGUUUUCGACAUCGAUUCGUCGCAUCACCAGUUCUUUGCCAUGGAUCCUGAUUCUGCCACGAUACAAACAUCUCUGGUCAUUUUUGAAGUGAAUAAUAAUCACGGUUCAAGCACAACAUGUCUAUAUUAUUUAGGGGUGUACGGUAUAGAAGUCUCCUAA